AUGGGGAAAACAAAAACUAGCGACUACGAGCAAUUCAACUCGACGUCCGGUAUCACAGACCCGGUCUGGGUACACGGUGAUCCAUUUAAUAAUCGACCGGAUGUUCGCGCCCUGACCGAGGACAUCGAAACGGAUGUCUGCAUUAUCGGCGCCGGCAUAGCCGGAAUAUCUACCGCGUAUGAGCUCGCCAAGCGCGGUAAGGAUGUCGUACUCCUAGAAGCCCGGGACAUUCUAUCCGGUGAGACGGGUAGGACAAGCGGUCAUUUGUCGAACGCGCUAGAUGAUACGUAUCCCGAGAUCGCGAAGAAACACGGAGAGAGCGGGGCUAAAGUCGCUGCUGAAAGUCACACUUGGGCAUUAAAUCGCGUCGGUGAGAUCGCCAAGGAGUUGGGUAUUAACUGCGAAUACCGCCAUUUGCCAGGAUACCGCGUAUCGCAAUAUCAGUGCGGUACGGAGGAGUAUAAGAAGGAUAUUGAGGGUAUCAAAGAAGACGUCGAACUAGCCAAGAUACUAGGAAUCAAUGCCACUUUCGACGCGAAUCUAACAAUCAAAGGCUGGGAUGGUAAGCCCGAUCAGCGCGGCGGCGCGGUAUUUGCUAAACAAGCUGCCUUCCACCCCACCAAAUACCUCAAUGGUAUCCUAGACUGGCUUCACAACCAGGAACGGUUUCAAUACUUCGCGAGAACACGCGUAAUGUCUGUCGAAGAGAAAGGUGUUGAAGUACUUGGCCUGGGUCAUAAGCACUGCGAAGUAGAAGUUGAAGCCGGCUACAAGGUACACUGCGCACAUGCUGUCGAGGCCACUGUCGUACCGCUCCAGAAACUUAGCGUCAUCGCACAGAUGGAGUGGAAUCGUACGUAUUGCGUCGCGCUACGCGUACCUAAGGGUUCAAUCGAUGAUGUCUUGUUGUACGAUACGGCGGAUCCGUAUCGAUACACGCGUCUCACCCCUUGCGAUUCCAAACAUGAUUACCUGAUCGUGGGUGGCGAGGACCAUAAAGUGGGCCAGGAAGACCCGAGGGGUCGAUUUGAGGCGCUCGAGCAGUGGACCCGAGAGCGCUUCACCCAUGCUGACCCCACCAACGCGUACCAGUGGAAUGGACAAAUCUUCGAACCCGUAGAUUAUAUGGCGUAUAUUGGGAAGAAUCAGGGUAACGAUCGUAUUUAUAUUGUUACUGGUGACUCUGGCAACGGGCUUACCCACGGAGUUUUGGCCGGCCGGUUAAUUGCGGAUGAAAUUUCCGGAGAACCGAACUCGUGGAGUGAUCUCUACUCGCCAAAGCGUCUAAGCAGUGUCGUGAAAUCCGCGCCGACCAUGAUCCAAAACGAUCUUGAGGCCAAUGCGCAGUACAAACGACUCUUGCAAUCCGAUAUUACGGACAUCGAAGAUUUGAAGCCCGGAUGUGGCGGUGUGCUAAACCCAACGGCGUCGAAGCCUAUUGCCGUAUACAAAGAUGAGGAUGGGCAAGUGACGAAGAUGAGCGCGUUGUGCCCACACAUGGGAGGCGUGGUAUGUUGGAAUAGCGUUGAGAAGUCAUGGGAUUGUCCUGUACAUGGAAGUCGAUUCGGGUCAAGAGGAUUAUCCGUUCAAGGUCCUGCUAAAGCAAAUCUCGCUAAAGCGUAG
This is a messenger RNA of Hypoxylon trugodes, 1623 nucleotides long. RefSeq names its product DAO-domain-containing protein. The record is from RefSeq and is a predicted model, not a curated record. Gene Ontology annotation, cellular component: cytoplasm. The transcript has a single exon. Lineage: Eukaryota; Fungi; Ascomycota; Sordariomycetes; Xylariales; Hypoxylaceae. Gene Ontology annotation, molecular function: oxidoreductase activity; 2 iron, 2 sulfur cluster binding. The coding region runs from base 1 to 1623 and encodes 540 amino acids.